This is a messenger RNA of Raphanus sativus (radish), 669 nucleotides long. RefSeq lists its product as uncharacterized. The record is from RefSeq and is a predicted model, not a curated record. The transcript has a single exon. Bases 105 to 536 code for a protein of 143 amino acids. Gene Ontology annotation, cellular component: mitochondrial large ribosomal subunit. Lineage: Eukaryota; Viridiplantae; Streptophyta; Magnoliopsida; Brassicales; Brassicaceae. Gene Ontology annotation, molecular function: structural constituent of ribosome.
UCUGUCUAGCUCGCUCGCUUUCAGCCGCCCAAGUAAGUAAGUAAGCUUUCCGAUUGAAACCCUUUUUUUUGUCAGUAAUUCGUUUGGCUGCAUUGCAUUCAGAAAUGAACCACACCACCCGUAUCCAUAUCCAAGGAUUGAUGGCCACCGGAUCCAAGAAUGUGGUCCGGAGAACGUUUGCAGCAGCAGCAGCUGGUAAAGCCAAGAAAGGAGGAGGAGGAGGAGGCGGCGAUGGUCCGAAAGGAUCGUCUCUGAGAAAAGAGAUCAAAUCCACAACCGUUGUCGGUGCCAACACUCUGAAAGAUGGAUCUGAUCCCAAGAUCUCUACGGACUCCUCUGAUUACCCUGAUUGGCUCUGCCGUCUUCUCCAUAACCGACCAGCGCUUAGUGAGCUCAGUAGGAAGAACGUCGAGAACGAUGAUCUCAAACGUUUUGUCAAGCUCAACACCCGAGUCCAAAUCAAGGAGAACAACUCAUCAAGGCCAAGAACUGAUUUGCUUCCGUACAUGUUGCUUCUUAGUUACUGCUGUGUUUGAUGCUCUUCUAACUCUUUAUCUUUAAUUUUGCAUCACUACUAUUCUCAUAGUUAUUUUGAAUGCCAACUCUCUCUCUUUCUUUUUUUUGUGUUCAAAAGAUAACUUAAAACCUAAAGUCUGCUUAAUUGUCUCC